Molecule: messenger RNA, 1895 nt
Organism: Carassius carassius (crucian carp)
Lineage: Eukaryota; Metazoa; Chordata; Actinopteri; Cypriniformes; Cyprinidae
Product: major facilitator superfamily domain-containing protein 8-like
Exons: 12
Coding region: 321-1823 (500 amino acids)
Biological process (GO): transmembrane transport
Cellular component (GO): lysosomal membrane
Molecular function (GO): transmembrane transporter activity
Source: RefSeq, a predicted model, not a curated record
GCGGUUGUGUUUGUCACUGCUCACGUGUGACCACGAACCUUCAAAUGAUACAAGAUUGCGUUGAAACAACAACACCAAUGGACUUUAGACUGCUCUUGAAAUAACGCCGAAUUACUCUUAACACUACUGUGCCUAUAACAGCUAAAAUGGGAAUAUUAUACCAAGACCUGAAUGCGUUUUCGAGAUAUAUGUUGUGCAAAUCUAGACAGUUUUCAGUCAAGUUAACUUGAUUAUAAAGAGUAUGUCAAUGUAAAUAACUGACCUUCAAUGAACUGAGUCCUAUCUUCGUUUCAUUUUCGCAAGCUGCUUAAUCUCUAAUAAUGUCUCUUGUGGAGUCUGACGAAAACACUCCGCUUCUCAGAGGUGAAAAUACAAGUGGUGGGGAUGCAGAGAGAAGCCGCUGGAGGUCCAUCAGGGUCAUGUAUUUCACUAUGUUUCUUAGUAGCGUUGGUUUUACUAUUGUCAUUACUUCCAUAUGGCCCUAUUUGAAGAAAAUUGAUAAAAGUGCAGAUGCCAGUUUCUUGGGAUGGGUGGUUGCUGCAUAUAGUUUGGGUCAGAUGGUGGCCUCACCCCUCUUUGGAUUGUGGUCCAACCACAGGCCUCGACGAGAGCCUCUAGUCUGCUCUAUAUUCAUCAACGUCUCUGCUAACAUUUACUACGCCUAUGUCUACCUACCUUCCUCACACAAAAAAAUUCACAUGCUUUUGGCUCGUACAUUUGUGGGCAUUGGAGCAGGUAAUGUAGCAGUUGUGAGGUCCUAUGUGGCUAGUGCCACUUCCCUGAAGGAAAGAACCUGUGCAAUGGCAAACAUGAGUGCCUGCCAGGCUCUCGGCUUCAUACUCGGCCCAGCCCUGCAAGCUGCUUUGGCAUUCAUUGGAGAGACUGGCGUCAAUGUGAAUGUCAUCCAGCUUUGGGUUAAUAUGUACACUGCUCCAGCACUGUUGGCAGCCUUCUUCGGCAUCAUUAACAUUCUGCUGGUUAUAUUAGUCUUGAGGGAGCACUUUGUGGAUGACCAUGGAAAUCAUAUCCGUGCAAUUAACUACACCUCAGAAGAGCAAGUAGAUGUGGCUCCUGAGGCAGAAGGUGAUAUCGACCAGAUCGCAGUGUUCAUAUCUAAUGUCCUUUUCUUUGUCAUUCUCUUCAUUUUUGCUGUGUUUGAAACUAUAUCUACUCCUUUAUCAAUGGACAUGUUUGCAUGGACGAGGAAAGAAGCUGUUUUGUACAAUGGUAUCAUAUUGGCUGCCAUUGGCUUUGAGUCCAUCCUCGUGUUCUUGGUGGUAAAAGUGGUCUCGGCACGGGUAGGAGAUCGCCCACUGCUACUUGGAGGCUUGAUUCUCAUAUUUGUGGGUUUCUUUAUCUUGUUGCCAUGGGGAAAUCAAUAUCCUAAAGUACAGUGGGCAGACAUUCAGAAUAACACUAGACUGGCACCCACUCAACCCUCAAACACGUCUCUGGAGCCCACUGGAUGCCCAUACCAACAGGCCUGGUGCUUGUUUACCCCUGUAAUCCACCUGGCACAGUACAUUACCUCUGACAUCCUGAUUGGAGUGGGGUAUCCCACAUGCAGCGUAAUGUCCUACACUUUAUACUCAAAGAUACUAGGCCCCAAACCACAGGGGGUUUACAUGGGCUGGCUGACAGCAUCAGGAAGUGGUGCGCGGACCCUCGGGCCUGUGUUUGUCUCUCAGGUCUACACCAACUGGGGACCCCGAUGGGCUUUCAUUGUCAUAUGUGGCAUAGUGCUAGUUGCAAUCAUUUUCCUCAGUGCUAUGUACAAACGACUUAUCGCCUUCUCCAUACGCCAUGGAAGGAUAGAAGACUAAGAGCACGACAGACAGGUGACUCCACCAACUACUAAAGGACAGUUUAGAGAAGUGAGCCUGACUUAAAGAUGG